GACCCAUCACUACCUUCUAGCCUCACCCAACUGCUGCAGCCUUCGCCUUUGGCAACCCAGCCUGCUGCAGCGCUUCACAUUCGCACAACGGGCACAAUCACGGACCUGCACGCUGCAGGAAGUCGCUAGCAUGGACCGCGAUCGUGACGGCCGAGGCCGACGAUUCGACGAUGGCGAGAUCAUUAGGUAUGGUGCCGGCGAGUCCUGGAGACCGACCCCACGAGGCGGCGACCGAUCCCCCAGACGAACAUCACCGAGGCGAACCAGAAGUCCCAUCAGAGACCGAGCUAGGAGCCCGAGACCUAGGAGUCCCCGCCCUCGCAGCCCUGGAAUCACAGGGUCCGACAGCUACGUGCCCGGACGAUACGCGCCUCGCCGGCGUUCUCGAAGCGGAGGCGAUCGCUACCGACGCGAACGCUCCAGAGAUCGCGGUGAGAGCCCUCGCAGACGCGAGCGUACUCGCUCACCCAUGAGAAGGUCGCCGCCGCCGCGACGCAGUCCAUCCCGUCGCGGGUCGCCUGUUCGUGACCGACCCUACGACCGACCAAGAUCCCCACGCCGUGAUUGGAAUAACGACAGGAACCAGUCACGUGAACGCAACCGUGACUGGGAUCGAGACCGCAAUCGUGAUAGAGAUCGAAACUUUGACAGGCGCGACGACAGGCGCGACGACAGGAGACGGUCGAGAUCCCCCUUUGGCCGGGACCGCCGCGACAGAAGCCCCCUCGGGAAGAACACGCCUCUCGCCUCGCGUGGUGGCUCAUAUAGGCCGAGAUCUCGCAGCCCCCCCAACCGACGCGGGGACAGAUAUGACGGAUACAGAAGGUCUUCGCCCCCGCGAGACUCGGCUGUCUCCUCAGCUCUGGUCUCUCGGCCCGCUUCGGAGCGAGCAUCACCACGCCCUUCGUCGACCCGAGUUCGUUCUCCCCUGGCGUCGCGUGAAGAGACCCCACAACCUGCAGCAACCUCGGGCUCAGCAUCCGUUCGAGACGCACCUGGAUCAGGCCCCCACGAUUCUAACACUCCCUCGAUCAAGUCACCGCCGCGCGGACCGGCAGCACUGAGAGCGCCACCGACGGGCCCAGCCUCCAACCGCAGUGCCAACGCAUCAGUGUCAUCCCCAGGCCCAACAGCCGCCAAGCACCCACAGACGCCAGGUACCAUACCACAUCGGUCUGACACAACGAGUCCUUCCACGUCUAACCCACCCGCUGGCCCGCGAGGCUACGUUGCCUCGGGUCGAGGAGGGUAUUCCUCACGUGGCGGACGAGGAGGAUGGAGCCAGCCACCUUCUAGACAAGGAUCGAGUCUCUCUCAGCCGCCCACGCCCGGUGGACCGGCGGCGAUACCAACCGGCCCGCGUGGUGGUCCAGGAAUUGCGGGAUAUGCAUCAGGGUCUGGUCAAGUACGUUCUUUUCGUUCACCCCUUGGUCCCUCUGCUCACCGUGGUCGUCGGCAGCGUCAAUCUCUUGCUCAAAGUCUCCUCACGACUCUGCCGCCGAUCGUGCCGGGCGGGAAGCUGGAGCCGUCGAUGACACCGCUCGCCCUGGGCGUGACGCGCGAGCUUGAGCCGCACUACCGUAAGCUCCGCGAGGAGGAGGAGAAGCUCCGGGAGGACCUCAAGGCAAAGCAGGAGAAGGUGCGCAAGAGCCUGUACGUCUGGGACCGACUGGAGCGGGAGUCCCGCGCGUGGGAACUGCGCAGCGACUUGAGCGAGAAGAGCAUGAAGAACUUGGCGGGCGAGGGCAUGGGCGGCGCUGCGUUCUAAUGAGGCACUGCGAUACGACACGACACGACACGCCCCAGGCAUGGACGUGAAAAGACAGCGUCAUCAGUCACACACGAUGCCCCGGUGCUCCACCGCGGAUACGGAAUUCGGAGUUUGAGGCGUACAACAACGCACAGAGAAGGCGUGAGCCGGACACGAGUGUCUCUUGCAUGAAUUUGAGAAAGAAAGCGGGCGUCACGGGGCUGGGAAACGGGACUCCGCACACGAUAGGCCAGGCAUAGCAUGGCAAGAGUUGAAGGCGAUAGCGGCCAUUCUAUUUUAGUUUUAUACCCCGAUUACCAAAAGCGCAAUGGAUUCCCACGUUGUCUGCC
Messenger RNA from Purpureocillium takamizusanense, 2100 nucleotides. RefSeq lists its product as uncharacterized. NCBI's taxonomy places the organism in Eukaryota, Fungi, Ascomycota, Sordariomycetes, Hypocreales, Ophiocordycipitaceae. The coding region runs from base 131 to 1768 and encodes 545 amino acids. The transcript is spliced from 2 exons. The record is from RefSeq and is a predicted model, not a curated record.